This is a messenger RNA of Sphaeramia orbicularis (orbiculate cardinalfish), 1815 nucleotides long. It is a transcript of the gene cyp17a2, whose product is annotated as cytochrome P450, family 17, subfamily A, polypeptide 2. NCBI's taxonomy places the organism in Eukaryota, Metazoa, Chordata, Actinopteri, Kurtiformes, Apogonidae. Bases 286 to 1815 code for a protein of 509 amino acids. The record is from RefSeq and is a predicted model, not a curated record. Gene Ontology annotation, molecular function: steroid 17-alpha-monooxygenase activity; iron ion binding; heme binding. The transcript is spliced from 9 exons. Gene Ontology annotation, biological process: hormone biosynthetic process; progesterone metabolic process.
UUAAACUUUUUUGGAAUCUGGGUUGUACAGCAUCAGUCUUACAGACAUGCUGCUGCUGCUGCCCUUUAAGGUUGCCAUAGCAACCGGUGACACUGCCUGAUAACAUGAAGGUCGCCUUUCCCUGAUAAACACAUGUGGUCAAGGUGAGAACACACACACAAUUAAAAACAGCAAACAGCUGACCUUUGACCUCUCCAAGGCCUCCCUCUCCUCCUCUCUGAUUUAAACCUGAACUCCACAUUUCUGUCCUCACUUCAUCCUCUUCUCCUUCUCCUCCUGGUCGACAUGCUUUCCUCUCUACUCUCCUCGUUCUCCCCGUCAGUCCUCCACCUCCUCGCCUUCUUUAUCAUCGCCGUGGUUACCGUCCUGCUCUUGCGGACUUGUCCAGAUCGGGGCUCCAUCCCCUGCCUGCCAACCAUCCCCAUCCUGGGCAGCCUCCCCUGGAUGAGAGGAGGACUCCCCCCUCACCUCCUCUUCACCCAGCUGUCCCAUAGGUACGGGCCUCUGUUCGCUCUUUACCUCGGUCCUCAUUACACUUUAGUCGUCAACAGUCAUCAACACGCCAAAGAGGUUUUACUGCAGAGAGGGAGGGACUUCGCUGGGCGUCCGAGCAUGGUGACCACUGACCUGCUGACCAGAGGAGGAAAAGACAUUGCGUUUUGUGAUUACUCCCCUCUCUGGAAGUCGCAUCGUCGCCUCGUCCAUAACUCCUUCACUCUGUUCGGAGAAGGAACCAGCCGACUGCAGGACAUCGUCCUCUCCUCUGUGGACAGUCUGUGCAGUGAGUUAUUGUCCAAUGGCUCCCAGAGUUUUGAUCCGUCUCCUGCCAUAACCAGAGCUGUCACCAACGUUGUGUGCACACUAGUGUUUAGCGCCACCUACAGCCCUGGAGACACUGAGUUACAGGAGGUGAUUCGAUACAACGACGGCAUCGUGCAGACGAUUGCCAGAGGAGGUCUGGUGGAUAUUUACCCCUGGAUCAAGGUGUUUCCCAACAAGUGUCUGAAUAAACUGAAGGAGUCCAUCACUGUUAGAGACCGACUACUGACCCGCAAACUGGAGGAGCACAAGGCGGCGCUGAGUGACGGUGACCCCUGUGACCUUCUGGAUGCUCUGCUGAAGGGUCAGAGGGGUCAGAGGUCACCUUCGUCUGAGGAGGAGGGGAUCACAGACGACCACGUCCUGAUGACCGCGGCCGAGGCGUUCGGAGCUGGAGUGGAGACGACGUCCACCACUCUGCUGUGGAUCCUGGCCUACCUGCUGCACCACCCACAGGUCCAGGAGCGUGUGCAGAGGGAGCUGGAUGAAUACGUCGGUGGUGAGCGUCCGGUUUGUGUGUCGGACCGCGGUCAGCUGCCGUAUCUGGACUGUGUGAUCAACGAGGGCAUGAGGAUCCGUCCAGUCAGUCCAGUCCUGAUCCCACAUACGGCCAUGACCGACAGCAGAAUCGGAGGUCACCCUGUCAGAUGUGGAACUCGUGUUUUGGUCAACAUGUGGUCAAUUCACCACGACCCCCAACACUGGGAUAAACCAGACCUCUUCAACCCAGAUCGUUUCCUUGAUGACCAGGGUCAACGUGCCACGCCCUCCUGCUUCAUGCCAUUUGGGGCGGGGCCUCGGGUGUGUGUUGGCGAAUCAUUGGCCCGACUGGAGCUUUUCCUCUUCCUGUCGUCCCUGCUGCAGCGAAUGAGCUUCAGGCUGCCAGACGGGGCUUCCCCGCCCAACCUGCAGGGGCGACUGGGGGUCGUUCUACAGCCGUUACCUUACAAUGUUGUUGUCACGCCAAGGGCAGGGUGGGAGGGCGGGGCCAAAUGA